Molecule: messenger RNA, 4213 nt
Organism: Acipenser ruthenus (sterlet)
Lineage: Eukaryota; Metazoa; Chordata; Actinopteri; Acipenseriformes; Acipenseridae
Product: 4'-phosphopantetheine phosphatase
Exons: 19
Coding region: 212-2428 (738 amino acids)
Biological process (GO): coenzyme A biosynthetic process
Cellular component (GO): nucleus; cytosol
Molecular function (GO): ATP binding; pantothenate kinase activity
Source: RefSeq, a predicted model, not a curated record
AAAACGGGAUAAAGAGCCGGUGAUCUCGCCGGCCGCGUAAUGGUCUGCUUCUACUGAACUGACCGAGGAAGUGCAACACUAACUGAAAGCAUGGUUUGCAAACCGAGAUUUCUUUAAGUUAGAAAUAAAACAUUUUUAAUACAAACAAAGACCAUGCUUCCAAUAACAUGCGUUUCCUUGCAAACCGCGCAGCUGAGACCCGUAUACCCGGAUGAGGAAUGGAAGCGCACAAGAGGGGGGAUCUUUGACAAAACUUGCAUAUUAUUCAACAGUUCAACAUAAAGUAGCCAAAGUCCGGUCCUUUGACCACACUGGAAAGGAGACGGAGGACGAGCCCCUCUAUGAGAUCUCGGUGCAGGAGGAGAUCACGGCUCGCCUCCACUUCAUCAAGUUUGAGAACGCCUACAUCGAGACCUGCCUGGACUUCGUCAAAGACCACCUGGUCAACACCGAGACCAAGGUCAUCAAAGCCACUGGCGGCGGCGCCCACAAAUUCAAAGACCUGCUUGAAAAGAAGCUCAAACUAAAAGUUGACAAGGAGGACGAGAUGUCCUGUCUCAUUAAAGGCUGUAACUUUGUACUCAAGAACAUCCCUCAUGAAGCGUUUGUGUACGUGAAGCAUGCAGAACCCGAGUUCCGAUUCCAGACCACGCACCCAGACAUCUUCCCUUACCUGCUCAUCAACAUCGGCUCGGGAGUCUCCAUAGUGAAGGUAGAGUCGGAAGACAAGUUUGAGCGUAUUGGUGGCAGUUCCAUUGGCGGUGGUACAUUUUGGGGUCUAGGAGCUUUACUGACUAAAACCAAGAGGUUUGAUGAACUACUGCAGCUCGCCUCCAGAGGGCAGCACACCAGUGUUGACAUGCUGGUGAAGGACAUCUAUGGGGGAGCCUACGGGAGCCUGGGACUGACCGGGGAUCUGAUAGCGAGCAGCUUCGGCAAGUCUGCCACCGCGGAUAAAGAGUUUUCCAAAGAAGAUAUGGCGAAGAGCUUACUGCACAUGAUCAGCAAUGACAUCGGCCAGCUGGCCUGUCUCUACGCUAAACUGCACAACCUGAGCCGAGUUUAUUUCGGGGGGUUCUUUAUCCGGGGACACCCCGUUACGAUGCACACAAUCACCUACAGCAUCAACUUCUUCACCAAGGGAGAAGUUCAGGCUUUGUUUCUGAGGCAUGAAGGCUAUCUGGGAGCAAUCGGAGCCUUUUUAAAGGGGGCGGAGGAGGACAAUCCUAACCAGUACAGCUGGGGGGAGAACUACGCUGGCAGCUCAGGCUUGAUGAGUGUGUCCCCGGACAUGUUCCCCAUGCAGCGCACCCGCAGUGGAACGUUUGACAUGCUGGAGAUGGAUCGUUUGGAGCGGCAGCUGGUGAACCUGCCCUUGCUGCUCGACUCCUCGUCCUACAUUCCUGACACCAUGGACCUGACUGAGGAUGCCAUGGCCCGCGAGUACUGGCUGUCCUGCUUCGAGGAGGCCCUGGACGGGGUUGUGAAACGCGCUGUCGCCAGCCAGCCUGACCUGCAGGACGCCAGGGAGCGAGCUGAGAAAUUCCGUCUCAAAUACCGACACAAGCUGCAGACGCUGAGGCAUCAGCCCUGCGCCUACGGGUCCCUGACAGUAAGAAGCUUGUUAGACACCAGAGAACACUGUCUGAAUGAGUUCAACUUUCCAGAUCCUUAUUCACAGAUUAAACAGAGAGAGAAUGACCUGGCGCUCAGGUACUUUCAGAAGGUUGUGAGGUCUGUGGAGAUGCUGAACUGGGAGGAUCGUCAGUUUGCCCUGGUGAAGGGGCUGCUAGCUGGGAAUAUGUUUGACUGGGGAGCGAAGGCCGUCUCAGACGUGCUUGAGACUGAUCCGGCGUUCGGGUUUGAUGAAGCUAAACGACAAUUACAAGAACGUCCUUGGCUGGUGGAUUCGUACAGCAAGUGGAUUGAGAGGUUAAAGGGUCCUCCUCACAAAUGUGCCUUGUUUUUCGUAGAUAAUAGUGGAAUAGACAUCAUUCUGGGAGUGUUUCCCCUUGUCAGGGAGCUUCUUUGCAGGGGCACUGAGGUUGUGUUAGCCAGUAACUCGGGGCCGGCUCUGAAUGACGUCACCUAUAACGAGCUGCAGAUCCUAACGGAGAGGAUAGCAGCAAUGGACUCAGUCAUACAUUCUGGGAUCACGAAGGAGAGGUUGAUUUUGGUUCAAAGUGGCUCCAGCUCCCCCUGUUUAGAUCUGAGCCGCCUGGAUAAAGGUUUGGCCACUCUGGUGCGGGAGAGGCACACUGACCUGGUCAUCAUCGAGGGAAUGGGCCGCGCCAUCCACACCAAUUACUACGCGGUGCUGCGCUGCGAGAGCCUCAAACUGGCCGUCAUCAAGAACUCCUGGCUGGCUGAGCGACUGGGAGGGAAGAUCUACAGCGUGGUGUUCAAAUACGAGCAGCCCUCCAAAUAACACGCGAGCACGUGACCGCGCUGGGGGGAGGGGCGAGACUUUUUAAAAAACACCACCACUUGUACUGCAACUUUAUUUUAUUUCAUAGAUCUGUCUUUUUUUUUUUGUGCAAAAUCUGGCUUCCGCAAAUUGAAAUCAGUAAUCGGCCAGCUUUAGUGAACGGAUCUCAGAAGAAUGUAGAAAUUGAUUUGGCCCGGAAUGGUACAAAAUGAUUUGCGCUCCAUCUCCUAGACUGCUGAAUACUCAACGAUCGCAGCCACUUCCUGUUCUGAAAAGGGUGUUGGGCUUGUGGUGUUGCUCUGAAUAUACUCCCACCUUCAUCGUUCCGUCCAGUGCUGGACGAAAAUGGUCCUGCUUGUAGUGUCAAACUUUAAUAUCCGUCCGCGAUGCCCCCUUGACUGUGUCUCUCUCCUUGCGGUGUUGGGAAUGAAGCUCCCAUUGCGUAGUUACUGCACUCAGUCCAGGUUGUACGUUGGAUUGGAUUGAAAGACAUCUGUUCUGAAUGUAGCAUGCACAGCGGUCCCUGGUAAAACAUGGACUGGCUCCCACCGCUGUGCAACGAGAGUCCAGUUCUUCAGUGCCUGGUAAAUGCCUCUCGGCAUUCCUGCCGUGUAACAGCACUUUUAAGUGCGAGGCAGGGCUGGGUAUGUAGCUGGGUCCCAAUGGCUAACGGUUCACCAGCUCAACAAAUUUGGAGGCGAGUCAAGGUUUUGUCUGGUACACUGAUAUGAACCGAAAUUUUUUAAUUAUUUUUUAAUACUCCACAUUUUGUCUCCAGUUACCAAAGAUGAUGCUCUUUAAGCCAAACCAGUGGAGAGUUCCCAUAGUGUGCUGAACCCAGGCAGGCAGGAAGGAGUCUUACUCGCCACUUCUCAAUGUGGCCACCAGGUGUCAGUGUUUCUGCACACAGUUGCUGCAGGUGCCUUUCACCUUUCACAAGCUGUGUGUUUGUUUGCAAGCCCUGGCUGCCUCACUGAAGGAGCACUCCCAUUUAAAGCCUGACUUCUAUUGAUUUCUCUUGUAUUAUCUACAUUUGUUCACAUUCUGACAGCACCAUUUGUUUCUGCAGGGAUUUCUAUGUUUUUUUUGUUAGUUUUCUUUCUCUAACUGACAGCUUAUUGGUGCUUGCUGUGCGUCUCAGAAAUAAGGCAGUUUGCGUUUCUGUGAAAGCCAUUAUUUUUUUUGUGAUUUAUAGGUCGGCCACUGCAUCUUUGUGUAAACGCGAGCGUCUCUUUUUUUUUUUUUUUUUACCUUUUUAGAAAGAAGAAAAACAACCAAAACUGCACUUUUUCUCAUGGACUUGAAUCGUCGCUGAAGGCCACUCUCUCGAAUCAGAUUCACGUGUUUGUUUUGGCUUCUCCAUUGAGGGCUAUUCAGAAGUAUUGAUGCAUCAGCCAGUCGCUUCGCUACGGCAACGUAUUGCGUGAUUUUUGCUGGUCUUGUGUUUUAUCAGUGCUGUUAAAUCUGGACGACUCGAACGUUUGAUUUUGUGCAGCGCUGGAAUAUCGUUUCUCCAGUGAUUAGCAGAGUCGGGUCUAAAGCCUGUACAUUACAAUAGCGUAAUAGACAGAGUUUCCCGGGGUAUGAAUGUGUCCGUCUGCCUUGAGGGGGGGGGGGGGGCACGGGAUAUAUAUUGAAACGUAUGCGUACUGUCUGUAUCUAUGUGUGUACAUAUAUGUUUGAUUCAUUUCAUUGAUCUUGAGAAAUCUUUAUUUUAAGAUACCCAGUGUUUGUGGAAAAUAUAUUAUAAUUAUUAAAUUGAAUAUUUGUUCUCUGGCAAUCACA